AGUGUUUUAAUGCAGUAGUUGUUUUUUGAUUUGAGCAAUAAAGGAGGAUUGUCGAGUCAUUACGGUAGUGCCGACUAAACGGUAUGAUUGUUAUCGCGGUUUCUGUUGAGAAAGUGAUUAACGUUCAUUUUAUUUCCGUGACCGGCUGCCGAUUAAUCACCGGCCUGCAGGAUACGCGAAUCACGUGGAGGGAUGAAGAAAGCGAUGCCGAUCGAGGAGAUAGGAAAAGUGCGUAAACGUUUCUAUGAAUUGGCCCUCUCUUGAUCCCGGACGAUGAUUUUGCUCAGCGCCGUUCGCGGGGCAUCACUUGUCGACUUGUUGCUUUUGAACAAGCCGAUAGACAUUUUCACGGGUCGACGCGUUUGAACUUUCAGUACCGGAGAGCCGAUUUAACUGUGGAGGGAACAUAAUGGCGACUGGUACUGCAAGAGUCAUUUCUUGAAACGUGUACCGUUGCGUCCUUGCAGGUCGUUUCCGCCUGCCUUACCUCUAAUAAUAUUCAAACUAAAUUUCUCUGCGAAUCGGAUAUCAAUUGAGUGAUUGUAGGAUAUACCCAUCGCAAGUAAAUUUCUACGGGGCGAAAAUUAACCGGAACUAAAAAUACAUCCUUUUCAGAGGAGUAAAUGUUUACACACGUCGUACAAUUUAACCACACGAAGUUCUAUGAAAACAACCAAUUGCCUAUGAUCUUCCCGAGGUCCUUGCAAUUUUUCAAACGAAGUCAUACUAGCCGAUGUAUUCGUCAUUAUCCUUCACCAAUAGUGUUUUUUCUAUACAAACAUUCAAUGAACCAACGAAAUAGUCCUUUUAACAGUACCAGAGAAAUAUUCCGUUAAUUACAAGAAUAAUGAUUUGACUUUAAUAAAUCUAAAUAAAGUGUUAUAAUUCCGAAGAAAUUUUGCAUACAAUUUAUCCCAGUUCGUUCGAGUCAAAUAACGAUACAUUUAAUUAACAAAAAUAUUCCUUUGCCACUGUUCAAAUACCUAUUCGUUCAAUGAGAUUUUUUCUUCAGUUUCAUUAGCCGAUGUCACUUUCUUUUCUAUACCGCAGUUCUUUUUUUUGAGGUUUAAUUUUACAGAGUUGCCUCCAAAUGACAUAUUUCAUGCGGUAAUUCAAAUUAGCACGGAAUGUUUCUAAAUGGACGGACAACAUUCACAUUGCGUUGUUGUUUCUUUUUCUUUUUCCUUAAGUAUCUGGUGAAACGUUCUUUUCGAGAAAUACGCAGUUAUUCUUUAAUAUGUCUGGCGCGUCGUUGAAAACAAUGCCCCGCCAUGUUGUCGUCUCCGCAUAAAUCGGCUCCGAGAGCACAGUUCUUGCCAAGAGAGAUAGCGAUUACUGGCAAGAGGAGCGAGCAGAUAAGGGGGCGGCUCACGUGUCGAGCGUAGCGCUCGCGGGCUUCUCACGUGAUAAGCGGGCCGCGCGCUCGCAGCGCCAUCUCUGGCCCUCGGACGAGCGGUCGAGUUACGUACAAGUUGCGCGCCAGCUGGGCUCGGGCAAUCAUUCGAGACCGCGCAGCAUCCCGAGGAGGUUCUCUCGGCCGCCUCUCCCCGACUCGCGCCCUCGCGUGCCGGGAACUUUACCUACGGAGUAAAUCGUGGUGAAAACUCAAAGCGACUGGGCGGACCCGAUUAACCGAUCGCGUAUAAAUAAUAACGUAACAAUCCAGGAACAGCCGAAAACGGGGAUAUUUAAUACACUUAAUAAUUUGAACCUCUCUGCAGGAGGGGAACGUAAGCCGCCGAAAAUAAAACGGAGCCCCAGUGACGCACGAGACGUGUCUCGAGAAGUUUCUACGAUUUGAGCUCGCAAUUAAGGCGAUGACAUGUCCUUUUUAUGUAUCGUUUUAAUGUUAAAGAUAUAAUCUGUUGAGGAAAGUUGGCUUGUGGAACUGAGACCUUUUACCUCGUGAACGAUAUUGUGGUUGUGAUUUAAACGGAUUAACUGGAGUAGGGCACCUCGAGAGACGGAUGACUCUCAUUGUCGAAGCGCAGGUGAAGAGCGCAAGAGCUGAUUUACCGUUUUCGGGAAUCCUGGCUUUCGGCGAGUCCUUUCGAGAGGAGACUUUCGAAAGUGACGGGGCUCUUUCUUCGGUGUACUCGGACACGAUGGUUACCCACAGUAUGGACAAUAUUUUGAGUAUGCAGUACUAUGCGCCGCCGAAAACCGAGGAGGGCGCUCUGCAUUCGCCCUCUCGGAAGAAGAGGUGCUUCAAUAAGGAGCAAGAUCCGAUGUCUCAUAGGAUCAUCGAGAAGCGGAGGAGAGAUCGCAUGAACAAUUGCCUGGCAGAUCUGAGCAGACUGAUCCCUGCAGAAUACUUGAAGAAGGGUCGAGGACGCGUCGAGAAAACGGAGAUCAUCGAGAUGGCGAUUCGUCAUAUGAAGCAUCUCCAAGGCCUUCGACAAGAUACGAAACAUCCUGCAGUCAAUUCCAUGCAUGCUCACACCGAAGACAGUGUCGACAGUGUUUCGCAUUCGGCAACUACAUCAACAGCAGCUGAACAUUAUAGGCUAGGAUUCCAAGAGUGCCUCAGCGAAACAAUGCAUUUCCUCGUCGAGGUGGAGGGUUUCUUUGCGAGGGACUCUUUAUGCGUGCAGCUGAUCAGCCAUCUGCAACAACACUGCGAGAAAAUCAUCGCGACAAGCGACAGAUUGGGUUUCCCACACCCGGAGAUGCCGACGUCAAAUGGCCUCACAGGUUCGAGCUUCGCUCACGCCGCCAUUCCGACGAUUUGUCCUUCGAACAGCCACUCGGACCGAGGCUCCAGCUCGGGGGUGAGCUCCUUCGGGGAUCCUGAACGUCCACGUCCGAUAAUUCCCCCGCCGACCGUGGUCAGCGACGACAGCAACCACAGCAACCACUCCCAUAGCACCCCCCCGACGUCCAGCAGACCGCCGAACUACAAGUUCAAGAGCUCCAUCAAGCAGAGAUUCUCCGCAGAGCGAAUCAAGUCUAGUCCCCCGCCGACAUCGGAAAAGCCCCAUGGAGUGCCGAUAUUCGCCCUCCACGACGGAGGCGCCUUCUACGUGCCCCUUACUGUGGAGUCCUCCCUCCUGAGGCCACAUCUCACGUUCAUCCCCGACACCGGACCGGACACGGUUCUCCAUCCUGUGACAAUUUCGGUCAACUUCAACCAUUCGACCUCUCCCUCGUGGCCACAGCUUAGUCCGACCCAUCAGCAAGCAUAGGGACGAGAUAUCGUUCGCUGAGAAAUCACGAUAUGCAUCAGUUCCGAUGUCCCGUCGUCCUGGCAGAGAAGAAGGUGCUGAUCAGCUGAUCACCUCCUCCUGAGCGAUUCGAUUUGAGCACAUGUAAAGAUGGCGUUUCGGAGGUCUUCUUUGACGGAUGACUUCUGGGUUUCGCAUAUGGAUUUUCGUUAUGGGAAUUCUCAUUAUCGUUCUCGUCUCCACGAUCAUCGGCGAGCGUAGGGUUGCGAUUAUUUUUUUACCGAGGAAAUUGUCGCUUCGCCCGCGACGAACGGAGCACUUUGUGUACUCUUUUCGAGAACGGCCGUCGAGGGCGCAUUAGUUAAUUGCAAAGGAGUGCUUUCCUUGUCCCGAGGGGCAUCAUUUGUUGGUGUAGGUCUCUGCGCUUGAAAUGCACCGACUGUGAUUUGUGACUGGCAUGCAAUCAUGAGUUUCAAGCGCGCGGAGAUGUGCAUUUAACAAUGUGUUCUUUUAGUAUUGUUCGGAGGCGGUUUUGUCACGUUGCACGGUUCGCGAGAGGUAUGUAAAUGGUGCAAUGGGGGAGUUUGCUCCACGGAGGUGGUUUCUCCUUAGCCGGGAUAUUUCCUGUUACCGAUUCGAAUUAGUCGGUACUGUUUCCUUUUUUUUUUCCAAUUAGAUCCCCAAAUCGAGAUUUUCUCAUUGGUCUCCGAGACCAAGUUUGGUCCUGAAUUCUUUCUUUGUUUCGCUCCAUAUUGUUGCGAAUUCUGUUCUAUGCAAGGAAUGGCUAUGGUUUCACGCUUACUGGCGGAGUCUACGAAUUUACAAGAAUGAUCUCUGUGUCAUGGUAUUCUUGCUGUAGAUUCGUACUUUUCGCCACUUAGACGUUAAAAGCUCUUCGCCUAAGUUCCGCGCUCCAGGGCGUAAAAGGCGUGACGAGCGUGCCUUAAAAUUAUCGUUUAUAUGCUACAAUCCCGUCUUUGCGAUUAAGUGAUCGUUAUCAUCGUACAAAUUCCGGCCCAACCAGGAGACCCUUUUCCGCGAUAAGUUAAGGUAGAGAAAUUCCCAUUAAGUUAAACGAUUGGCCACUGAUGAUCGGCACGUUUCCUCGCGAGAUAUAGCCCCUACGGUUCUCAAUUAUAACCCGAGGAUGUAUAUUUUUGCGUAUGUCACGUCAAUGCUCACAGUCGUUCUUAGAAUGUUGAACGAGAGGAAGGGAACCAUUCCGUCGUGUAAUUCGUUCGUGCGGUUUCUACAAAUUCCGUGACUGAUUCUUGCUGGCGAUUGGUCGCGUUUCCGCCGAGGAAGACUGUGAGCCCUGGCGAUAUGAGAAUAUAAGAUAGAAAUAGCUCGACAAAUUGCUGUAUAUAAAAUAUUAGGCGAGCCGAGCGUACAAGAGACGUAAGUUUUCCAGGUCGAGCCCGAAGAACCGUGCGUUGAUCGAAGAUGAUCUAUCCGAAAGGUCUGCUCGGCGGUCCGCGGCGGGCCUCAGCAACUAAAGACUGACCGAGACCUGCAUUACCCUAAAUUCUUAUAAGAUCGUUGCAUUAAAUAUAUAUUUGUACAUACACCCCGCACGUCUAGUUGUAAACUCUUAACGAGACCGAUAGGCAUUCUGGGAAGAGAGGAAGUAAUUUACGCUAAAUAAAUUAUAUUUAACGAAACGUCGACGAGUCGGAGAGCGUUAAGUGGUCCCUCCUGCACCGAGGAGGAAUUAUUUCUUUAAACGGGAUUAAAGAAGCUUUAACAUAAAAUCCAACCAUAUAGUCUUCGCUUAAAAAUGCCGGAUAUUUAAAACUUCGACGCGUCCCGUCGAUCGAACACCUCAGGUCUUAAGAUAAUGAAGUAAGGUGUCGAAGCUGUAUGUCUCGUUUCUUUAACUCCAUUGAAAGAAAUAAUUUCCUUGGAAGAAAAAAAAAAAACAAAAGAUCCUUUUAUAAAGAUAUUUGAUUGGCUCAGUUCAGUGAAAUGAAAUGUGCUUCGGUACCUAAGAAACCAUUUCUUUCGACGGAUCGAACGGAAAUCUUCCACUGUUAUUUGUUGCAAUUAAACGCGUUACAGUUUUGCAGGAA
This is a messenger RNA of Orussus abietinus, 5233 nucleotides long. It is a transcript of the gene cwo, whose product is annotated as hairy/enhancer-of-split related with YRPW motif protein 1. Gene Ontology annotation, molecular function: RNA polymerase II cis-regulatory region sequence-specific DNA binding; DNA-binding transcription factor activity, RNA polymerase II-specific; protein dimerization activity. Lineage: Eukaryota; Metazoa; Arthropoda; Insecta; Hymenoptera; Orussidae. The record is from RefSeq and is a predicted model, not a curated record. Gene Ontology annotation, biological process: anterior/posterior pattern specification; regulation of circadian rhythm; regulation of neurogenesis. The coding region runs from base 1968 to 3185 and encodes 405 amino acids. Gene Ontology annotation, cellular component: nucleus. The transcript is spliced from 4 exons.